Lemur catta (Ring-tailed lemur) is the source of this 2094-nucleotide messenger RNA. It is a transcript of the gene RGS16, whose product is annotated as regulator of G protein signaling 16. The transcript has 5 exons. The coding region runs from base 154 to 762 and encodes 202 amino acids. NCBI's taxonomy places the organism in Eukaryota, Metazoa, Chordata, Mammalia, Primates, Lemuridae. The record is from RefSeq and is a predicted model, not a curated record.
GCGGCGGCGCCGGCUGGUCGCGUGCAGACUGGCAAGCCCUGUCGCCGCUGACGGGCCCCCCUGCUGCUGCCGCUCUUUGCUUCCUCGCGCUCGCGGAGCCCACAGCAGCCCGCCACCAUCCUCCCCACGACGUGCUGCCCGGCGCCCGCAGCCAUGUGCCGCACCCUGGCCGCCUUCCCCACCACCUGCCUGGAGAGAGCCAAAGAGUUCAAGACACGUCUGGGCAUCUUUCUCCACAAAUCGGAGCUGGGCUCUGAUACUGGGAGUGCUGGCAAGUUUGAGUGGGGCAGUAAACACAGCAAAGACAGUAGAAAUUUCUCAGAAGAUGUGCUGGGGUGGAGAGAGUCGUUCGACCUGCUGCUGAGCAGUAAAAAUGGGGUGGCUGCCUUCCACGCUUUCCUGAAGACAGAGUUCAGCGAGGAGAACCUGGAGUUCUGGCUGGCCUGCGAGGAGUUCAAGAAGAUCCGAUCGGCCACCAAGCUGGCCUCCAGGGCUCAGCGUAUCUUUGAGGAGUUCAUCAGCAGCGAAGCCCCUAAAGAGGUGAACAUAGACCAUGAGACCCGAGAGCUGACAAGGACCAACUUGCAGGCUGCCACAGCCGCAUGCUUUGACGUGGCUCAGGGAAAGACACGCACCCUGAUGGAGAAGGACUCCUACCCGCGCUUCCUGAAGUCACCUGCUUACCGGGACCUGGCUGCCCAAGCCUCGGCUGCCUCGGCGUCGCUGUCUGGCAGCAGCCUGGCUGAGCCCUCACACACCUGAGCCUCCGUGCGGUGAGGAGGCCAGCGAGAAGAGAGGUCGAGUCACCCAUCCCUGAGGCGGCUGCCCCCCGUGUGGGAGGCAGGUUCUGCAAAGCACGUGCGAGAGGACAGUGCAGGACAAUGCCGUCCCGGCAGCCUGUUUGGAAAGCACCAGCCUCUCCUCAGAUACUGUGGGACCCGAUUCCACGUGCCGGGGAGGUCCCCCACUCCCAGGCUCUGUGGAUAAGGGCUGACGACAAGGGGUGUGGGGCUCGCCGGGGAAAAGAACGGGGGUGCAGGCGUUAGCGCUUUUCGUCUCUGGGGAAGGAAACAGUCCAAGGUGGCCUAGGAAACGUGCGGAUGAAGGGAACCUUGGAGAGGGGCACAGACCCACCCAGAUCAGCUGUUUUGCCUGUUGAUCGGUUGUCACGUCCUGUUUUCCUAAUUCCCAGACAGUCUGGGCACGGAAGGGGAGGAGGGUGUGGAGCCUUCCCCUUCUGCCCUCCUCCCCUGCUUCUGGGCUGCCCCAGGAUCCCUUAGCCUGCACUUCUUAACGCUCUUGUGUGUCCAGCCAGCAAGGCCAGCAAGCUGAUGGGACUCUUGCCCCAAAUGAGAUUGUUACAGCUCAGACACUGGCCGGCGCAUGGAGAGCCCUUAAGAGAGGCCAUCUUGCUCGUGUGAGAUCGUUGUCCUCCUGCAGGUGGCCCUGGCCCCGCGUUUGCAGCAGGGUCCACCUGCGAGCAGGCCUGCCCAAGGGCCUCUUGCUGGGAUGUGCCCUCUCUGGGCUCUGUGCUGCCCUUGAAGGUGGGGCCUGUGAGGACACGUUGGUGGGGGGCGCGGAGGCCCCGGGAGCAGCUGUCCAGCCCUCGUGCCUGGCAGUGUGGAACCAGGGAGAAAAGAAUCCUAGGAAACUGAUCUCUCGGCAGUUCCUGAAAGUCCUACUGAAAGCAAUAUUUUUUUGUGGAUACGAGAACAGGGAAAAAGAUGCCCCAGGAUGGAAGGGGAGCCUCAAGUUCCUUUCCUGUGGACGUGAGGGGCACCACUGGGCUGCUGGCAGAGGUGGGGCAGGGACCACAGUGGCCCUUGGACCGAUGGAGAAGCCGGGAGUGAAGCUGGGGGAGAGGCUGCUGGGAAGGACGGGACUGGGAGAGUCAGAACUUGCCUGUCACCGCAGGGCACCACCAAACACAUCCCAGGUGGGACCCCCUGCGCUGGGGAGGUGAAUGGACUGGGGCAGCCCCUUAGGGCCCACGUAAUCAACACUGUUCUCUGCACUGUGUGCUCCUCCAGGAGGAAGUUAUUUAAGUAUAUUGUAUUGUUUUGUGCCGAUUGUCAUAUUAUUUUUGUUAUUGUU